This is a messenger RNA of Rubroshorea leprosula, 2252 nucleotides long. Lineage: Eukaryota; Viridiplantae; Streptophyta; Magnoliopsida; Malvales; Dipterocarpaceae. The record is from the annotation of a GenBank genome assembly.
CAUUCAUUUUUUCACCUCCGAUUCUCGAACUCUAUUCUUCCUCGAUAUAAGUGAACUCCAGUUCUCCGUCAGCCACAUUUUUCCGGCAGCCUAAAGAGAGAGAAGCAUUGUCGUUGGUUACACUGGAAUGCUCGCAUCGGAUAUUGUAGCGUUGUCGCGGAGAUAACAAAAGUCUCAGACCAUUUCCGAUUCUCGGCUGAAUGAGCUCCCAUGCCGUUACUAGAUAUUGCUACUGGCACUCGUCUCAUUCCAGUAUGCCCUCCAACCUUCAUUAAAGGUCAAGUUUUAUCAGGUCCAUGGAAAACUGCUCAAUUCCCUAGAAGGGUAAAUUUUCAUCCGGGGCACUUGGUGACACAACGAAGUAAACUCCGGAUCAGAGCAACUGCAACACUUGAACUCAAUUGUUCUGUUCAGAAAGAAGAUGGUUUUAAUAAUUCAAAGUUUGCUGUUGAUUCAAGUCCCUCUUUGACACAGACUGAGUCUUGGAAAAAAGAUUGGGUCAAUUUGGAUGAAAGAGAAAGAUUGAGACGGAUGAGAAUUUCUAAAGCAAAUAAAGGAAAUACACCAUGGAACAAAGGCAGGAAGCACAGUGCAGAAACUCGUAACCGGAUCAGAGAGAGAACAAGGAUAGCAAUGCAGAAUCCUAAGAUCAAAAUGAAGCUAAUUAAUCUCGGUCAUGCUCAGAGUAAAGAGACAAGGUUCAAAAUUGGAAUUGGAGUGAGAAUGGGGUGGGAAAGGCGUCGUCAGAAGUUGAUGCUGCAGGAAACUUGCUACUUUGGGUGGCAGAACUUAAUUGCAGAAGCUUCUAGAAAAGGCUUUCUUGGUGAGGAAGAGCUCCACUGGGAUUCUUACAAGAUCUUGGAUGAACAGCUUCAGAACGAGUGGUCAGAGAUUGUCAAAGAAAGGAAAAGCAUACCACAGCCUAAAGGUAGCAAGAGAGCACCAAAAUCCCCUGAACAAAGAAAGAAAAUUGCAGCUGCCAUUGCUGCCAAAUGGGCUGAUCCUACAUACCGGGAGCGAGUUUGCUCUGGCUUGGCAAGGUAUCAUGGCAUAACGGAGGGAGCUGAAAAGAAGCCAAAGAGAAAGGCAAGUGGCAGUACACAGUCAAGAAGAAAGAGCCCCACAAAGAACAAAGCUAAUGAUCCAGACAAUUCUUCUAGUACUAAGACUGAAACCCCAAUUGAGCGAAGAAGGUCACAUAGACGUAAUGCACCCAUGUAUAAGGAUCCUAUGGCAAGUUUCAAGCUAGAAAUGAUCAAGAACAUAAGAGCACAAAGAGUGGCUGCAGAAUCUAGGAUAACUGAAACCAUUGAACAUGCAAGGCUUUUGAUUGCUGAAGCUGAGAAGGCUGCAAAAGCCCUUGAGAUUGCAGCAGUAAAAAGCCCUGUUGCUCGAGCUUCUCUCAUGGAAAGUAGGAAGCUUAUAGCUGAAGCAAUUCAAUCAAUAGAAUCCAUAGAGGGAACUGAUGUCACAUCUAAUGAGACUGACAGACAUCUCUCUGUUCACUCAACUGAACUAACUAUUGAGAUUAACGAAGAGAUGGGAUCAGGAAGUGAUGGUUCAAUCCAAGCUGACCAAAAAGAAGUCAAUGGCAGACAAACCGUUUCUGUAAGUGAAAGCAAAGACUUCAGUUUUACUAAUUUCACUUUACCGAGGAUUGUGAAUGGUGAGGAGAAAUUUCUGCUUCCAAGCUUAAGCAAUCAUGUUUCAUCAUCAUUGAACUUGGAAGAUCUAAUAAAGCUAGCAGAUUCAUCUAAACAACUUGAUCAGUUGAAACCAAACGGGAUUGACACAAACAAAAAGAUCAAUGGAGCCCAUUUUCAGGUAAAGGAGGAUGAAAUUCCUUCUAAACCUGUCACUGUAACCAAGAAAUGGGUUCGUGGGAGGCUUGUUGAAGUGACAGAAGAAGAUUCUUAAAAAUUGAUGAGAUUUUCCCUGUGCUUCCUCAACAUGCAGCUGAUGUGCAGCAGUUUGUUAUUGUAGCUGUUUUAUCCUGGAAUCUGGCAAUCUUAAUGCUUCAACUUUACUUCCUAGGAUUAUCUUUAGUAAGUAUAAUUGACAGCUUUUUUUGUCAUCUCUGCCUUGUCCAUAGUUGUAUCAGUUGGUAGUUUACCAGAGUUUAAUGUAACAUUACUAUUUUGGUUAACUUAACUUCCUUCCCCUUGAUUUCUUCUAUAUAUCUUGUCUUGCUUGUAACCAUUUAUGCAAACAUCCAGAAUUUUACAGGCUAUGAUUAAAAGAUAAUGGCAGAU